AUAAAGCUUGAAGAGAGCGCACACACACACACCUUUCCACAAAAUCCCAAUUUCACCAAAAAAAAAACAUGAAAUUCAACUAAAAACUCACCACCAAAGAAUCAAAACCCCAAAAAUGGCAUCAAUCUCAUCAUCUUCUUCUUCUUCCUCAAUCCUUUGCUCCCAUGAUUUCACCACCAAAAAGACAUCGUCCCGCCAUCUGACCACAAAUCGAAUCACUCCUCCGUUAUCACCUCCUUCAAUAAUCGGCAUUCGAUCUUCUUCAAUCUGCAAGCUCUCGAAUCCAUUGAUUCGUGAUUUUAAUGGAAGAUCGAGAAAAGGAAGCAGUUUCAUAUGUUCAGCAGUUGAUCCAUCGGUUGUUCCUUCAGCUCUCCUCUUCGAUUGCGAUGGCGUGCUCGUUGAUACCGAGAAGGACGGACAUCGCAUCUCCUUCAAUGAUACAUUCGACGAAAAAGAGUUGGGUGUAACAUGGGAUGUGAACUUGUAUGGUGAAUUGCUUAAAAUUGGUGGUGGAAAAGAAAGAAUGACAGCUUACUUUAACGAAACGGGUUGGCCAGAAAACGCGCCAAAGGGUGAACAAGAACGGAAGGAGUUUAUAGCUUCACUCCACAAGCGAAAAACCGAGCUGUUUAUGGUCCUCAUAGAGAAGAAGUUGUUGCCACUUCGCCCCGGAGUUGCAAAAUUGAUUGAUCAGGCUUUUGCCAAAGAUGUCAAAGUUGCUGUUUGCAGUACUUCUAACGAAAAGGCGGUGUCUGCGAUAGUCUCGUUUCUUUUGGGAGCUGAGCGAGCGGCAAAAAUCCAAAUAUUUGCAGGAGAUGUGGUUCCUCGUAAAAAACCUGAUCCGGCGAUUUACAAACUAGCAGCCACCACUUUGGGUGUUGAACCAUCAAGAUGUGUGGUUGUAGAAGACAGUGGGAUCGGGCUCGCAGCUGCAAAAGCCGCAGGAAUGACAUGCAUCGUCACAAAGAGUGGUUACACGGCGGAUGAGGACUUUGCAAACGCAGAUGCAGUUUUCGAUUGCAUCGGAGACCCACCAGAAGAACGAUUUGAUCUUGCAUUUUGCAGCAGCCUUCUUCAAAAACAGUAUGCUUAGAUUGCAACCCGUAGAUGUUUGUCAUUUCAAGAAAGAAAAAGAGGCUUCACAAAUUGCAAAAAUGUAAAUUGUGGGUGCAUGUUUCGGAUAUCGCACAAACUAUGUGUAUGAGGUACAAUAUUUUAGUUAUGUAUACAUGGACCGUUCAACGUUUUAUCAACGACGAUCUCGUGUGCAAAUAUUUCAACAAUCAAUACAUCAUGAUUAUGUUA
This is a messenger RNA of Cynara cardunculus var. scolymus (artichoke), 1305 nucleotides long. Its product is annotated as CBBY-like protein. Gene Ontology annotation, molecular function: hydrolase activity. Bases 116 to 1093 code for a protein of 325 amino acids. NCBI's taxonomy places the organism in Eukaryota, Viridiplantae, Streptophyta, Magnoliopsida, Asterales, Asteraceae. The transcript is spliced from 8 exons. The record is from RefSeq and is a predicted model, not a curated record.